AUGUCUGUCUUCUCGAAGAAGGACGAGGAUAGUGGGCUCAGCACCUAUUACAACAACAAGACCACUGUGAUUCAAGAAGCUCGUGUCUUUAACGACUCGCCAAUCAGUCCCAGGAAAUGCAGAGCGUUACUCACUCGUAUCGUGUACUUACUCUAUGUCGGGGAAACCUUUGGUACGCAGGAGGCUACGACGUUAUUUUUCGGAACGACAAAGCUAUUCCAGCACAAAGAUAGUGCCCUACGGCAGAUGGUAUACUUGACGAUCAAGGAACUGGCCAUUACAGCAGAGGAUGUCAUAAUGGUGACAAGCAGUAUCAUGAAGGACAUGCAGCCCAAUUCCGAGGUCAUCUAUCGACCUAAUGCGAUCCGCGCGUUAUGUCGUAUUAUAGACCCAUCCAUGGCCCAAGGUGUAGAACGAUUCUUCAAGGCUGCAAUCGUUGAUAAGACUCCUUCAAUCUCGUCUGCUGCCUUAGUUUCAGCAUAUCAUUUGUUCCCUGCCGCUAAGGAUGUAGUCCGUCGAUGGGUGAACGAAGCACAAGAAGCAGUGAACGCGAAGUCUUCGUCUUCUUUGUUUGGAAACAGCUCUUCUGGGUCGUAUCUUGGAUGGGGAGCCUCGUCCACCCCUUCGAAUAGCGGAUAUCAGCCUAUUCCCUCCACAAGUUAUAUUACACAAUACCACGCGCUGGGUCUGCUAUAUUUGAUUCGUCAACAGGAUCGUAUGGCCGUGACCAAGAUGAUUCAACAGCUUGGAGGUGGAAAAUCUGGCGCUGGUACUACUCUUAAAAAUCCUAUGGCACUUUGCAUGCUCAUCCGAUAUGCGUCCAAGGUCAUGGAAGAGGAUCCCAAUGUUCAACGGCAAAUGUUUGAUCUCCUCGAGGGAUGGUUACGACACAAGAGUGACAUGGUUAACUUGGAAGCUGCUCGUGCAAUUUGUGAGAUGAAGGGCGUCACUUCUGCACAGUUAACGCGAUCAAUCGCAGUGCUUCAGCUCUUCCUCUCCUCCCCCAAGUCUACUCUCAAAUUUGCCGCAACUCGAACGCUGGCUUCACUCGCUAUUAACCAUCCGGCUAGCGUUGCCGCCUGCAAUAUGGACUUGGAAAAUCUCAUAUCCGAUCAGAACAGGAGCGUUGCGACCUACGCAAUUACUACCUUACUUAAGACUGGCAAUGAAGCUUCCGUAGACCGCCUUAUGAAGCAAAUUACUGGCUUCAUGAGUGAAAUCAGCGAUGAAUUCAAAGUGAUCAUCGUAGAUGCCAUACGCUCACUUUGCCUCAAGUUCCCCACAAAACACGCCUCCAUGCUUUCUUUCCUGUCUGGAGUUCUGCGCGAUGAAGGUGGCUACGACUUCAAGCGCGCAGUCGUCGAGGCUAUGUUCGAUAUGAUCAAAUUUAUUGGCGAGUGCAAAGAACAAGCGUUGUCACAUCUAUGCGAAUUCAUUGAAGAUUGCGAAUUCACCAAGCUGUCUGUUCGCAUUCUGCAUCUGCUAGGGGUUGAGGGUCCCAAGUCGCCACAGCCAACGAAGUAUAUUCGCUACAUAUACAAUCGUGUUGUACUCGAGAAUGCGACCGUGCGCGCGGCCGCCGUUGCAAGCUUGGCGAAGUUCGGUUUGAAUGGGCUUGACGAAAAAUUGAGCAACAGCGUGAAUGUACUUCUAAGACGAUGCCUGGAUGAUGUUGAUGAUGAAGUUCGCGAUCGAGCCGCCAUGUAUCUGAAAGUGUAUCAAGAGCCUCCACUUGUUACGACAUACAUUAAAGAGGACUCAACGUAUUCCUUAUCUGCCCUGGAGUCUAAAUUGGUCUCCUAUAUGAGCGAUCCGGAUGCUGCUGAGCAGCCGUUCGAUGUCGCGUCGAUACCCAAAAUCAGCAGGGAGCAAGCCGCGAAGGAGGUUGCUAGACCUAGCAGCUUGGAGACGAUCGGUGUUCCAUCCACCUCGAAAGCAGCCGCAACUCCCCCGCCCCAAACAGCGGCAGAGACGCAGUCGAUAUAUGCCCAGCAACUGUCUGACGUUCCGGAGUUUGCAUCGUAUGGCCCUGUGCUCAAUAGUAGUGCAAAGCCUACGCAGCUCACCGAGGCGGAGACCGAAUACCAGGUCUCUUGCGUCAAGCACAUCUUCAAGGAGCAUAUCAUCUUCCAGUUCAAUGUAUCAAAUACUAUUGCAGAUACUGUCUUGGAACAGGUAUCUGUGGCCAUGCAAUCUCAAGCUGAUGCCGGCUUGACAGAAGACGGAAUUAUUCAAAUAUCAAGCCUAUCAGCUGCAAACUCCCCUGGGCUUGUUUAUGUUUCCUUUACUCGCGACAGCCCAGAUGAGUUCGCUCUGGCGUCCUUCCAGUGUACACUCAAAUUUGUUAGCAAGGAGGUGGAUCCUUCUACCGGUGAGCCUGAGGAGGACGGCUAUGAGGAUGAGUAUCAGCUGGAGGAGGCGGAGCUUACUGCGGGUGAUUACGUUGUUCCCAGCUAUGUCACAUUCGCAUCGGAAUGGGAUCGAUUGCGUGGGGGCGCAUCGGCGACCGAGACAUUCUCACUGUCUGCCAUGGAAUCCAUGAAAGCUGCAUGCGAUUCUAUCAUCGAGAUACUCAACAUGCAACCACUGGGAGGGACGGAAGACCCUCAAUCACCAACAGUGCACACACUACAACUCUCUGGGCUGGUUUCAGGUGGAUGCGGGAAGGUGCUUGUGCGCUGUCGAAUGGCAUAUUCGAAGGCACAAGGAGUCACGCUGGAACUAGCCGUGCGUGCGGAACAAGACUCUGUGUGUCAAUUGGUAGUCUCUGCUAUUGGGGGCUGA
Fibroporia radiculosa is the source of this 2784-nucleotide messenger RNA. RefSeq lists its product as uncharacterized. Gene Ontology annotation, molecular function: structural molecule activity. The coding region runs from base 1 to 2784 and encodes 927 amino acids. Gene Ontology annotation, cellular component: COPI vesicle coat; endoplasmic reticulum-Golgi intermediate compartment; Golgi membrane. The transcript is spliced from 10 exons. Gene Ontology annotation, biological process: intracellular protein transport; intra-Golgi vesicle-mediated transport; endoplasmic reticulum to Golgi vesicle-mediated transport. Lineage: Eukaryota; Fungi; Basidiomycota; Agaricomycetes; Polyporales; Fibroporiaceae. The record is from RefSeq and is a predicted model, not a curated record.